CAAUCUAAUUCAAUUCAAUUCAAUUCAUAAAUCAACCAAUUCAUGAUUUCAAUCUAUUUUUCACCGCAACAAAAUGAAAGAGAAUGAAGUUAAUGCUGCGGUACGUUUGUUCCCAUUAAAGCUGUAUAUGUGGGGCGGAUUCAUUCCUUAUGUAAUCUGUUUUCCUUUGCCGUAUGUUCUCUUAUGUCGCAAUUAUACCGGAAGAAAAUAUUGGCCUAAUUUAAUUUCAAAUAACAAUUGGAUCAUGGAGCGAUCAGUUCAGAGCUCCACGUCCUCAACCUCCACCACUAUGCUGCUCAAUCGCGAAGUGCAGGGACACGGACAGAGACACCAGAAAUCCAGAAUAAGAUAGAAAUGAAAUGGGCCCGGGAAAAAGCAAACCCGCAAGCCGACGAAACACGAAUCACUCCCUCGAAUAUUCCAUCCCCCGGCUCGUACCCGUUUUAUUUAUCACCGCCCUCAAAAAUUAAAAAUUUAAUAAUAAAAGCAAACCAAAACGGCAGCGAAUAAAAUAUGAACCGAAAACAAGGAUAGGAACAACCGCUGGCCACUCCCGAAACCACCUAUCUUCACAGCCAAAAAAAACAAAAGAUUCCCAUGUGUACGCGACGCCCCGACUCCGGAAUCCCUCCUCCGCUUUCCCCUCUCCUUUCCUUCUUCCCCACUCGCUCUCUCUCUAUUUUCCUCAUUUCCCCCGUCCUUCGCUCAGUCUCCUCUCUCUCUCUCUCUCUCUCUCCGUCGCCACGCCAGCCAUCGAUCCUCCGUCAUAAUCAGAAUCCCUCCUCCGUCCGUCCGGUCACCUCCUCCACCAAACCUUCCUCUUCCUCUUUCUUUUUAUUUUUUUUCAAUUUAAUUUUAUGCUUGGUGGGAAGCUGUCGUUGCCACAAAGUUUAUUCCCUUCCGAUUCUCCUUUAGAUCCCCUUUUUAUUAUUGUUAUUCUUCUUCUUCUUCUUCCCCCAUUCCUCUCUCCCUUCGUCUUCUUCAUAUUCCCCUCCCCCGACCCCCGAUUCCUUUCUCUCUCCCCCCUGGAUCCGGAUCUUCCUAUGCUCCCCCUUCUUCUCCUUCCCUUAUCUUCAUAUAUAGCCCUAUCCUCACCAGACUGCCAACAAACAAACAAAUUUGAAGUGAGAUGGAUUUCACCGAUCAAAGGAAGCACUGCCACGAGUACGUCGACGCCUUGGAGGAAGAGCGCCGGAAAAUCCAGGUUUUCCAGCGUGAACUCCCCCUCUGUCUCGAGCUCGUCACCCAAGCGAUCGAGGCAUAUCGGAGGGAGCUGUCCGAUUCGACGCCGACGGAGUACACCACGACGGUGCCUGGUCAAUCCGAGUGCUCGGAGCACACCUCCAGCGGCGGAGGCCCAGUGCUGGAAGAAUUCAUCCCUAUUAAGCCCCGCGACGACGAUGAGGAGGAGGAAAAUGAGCACGAAAAUCAUCGUCACACCAACCACCACAAUGAAGAUGAUGAUCAUCGGGGUAGCGGCGGCGACGACGGCGAGAGGUCACUGAAACGGAACCGGACCGAUAAUGAGGAAACCGAAGAUAAUAAAAGCAGUAGCAGUAACAAGAAAUCCGACUGGCUCAGAUCUGUUCAAUUGUGGAACCAGUCCCCAGAUCCACCGCUCCCAAAUGAGGAGGUGCCGAGAAAAGCGGUGGUGAAGGAGGUGAGGAGAAACGGAUCAGGAGGCGCAUUCCAGCCAUUCCAAAAGGAGAAAAACAGUAACAGCGGCGGCGGCUUUGUUGGGAAGAGCAACGGUGGUGGUGGUGGUGGUAAUCAUGACAAUACCAUCACCGUCGCUACUGCUGCUGCGACUACUCCAUCCUCGGUCCUCAGUUCCAGCGCGGCCGCGGCGGGGACCAGCGGCGGCGCUCCCAGCGUCAGCAAUACGAAUAGCAACAAACAACAGAAGGAUGUGGAUAACAAAGAAGCGCAGGCGCAGCAGAGAAAGCAAAGGCGGUGCUGGUCUCCAGAACUACACAGAAGAUUCCUUCACGCUCUCCAACAGCUCGGCGGUUCACACGCUGCGACACCGAAGCAAAUUAGGGAGCUAAUGAAGGUGGAUGGGCUCACUAAUGACGAAGUUAAGAGCCAUUUACAGAAAUACCGUUUGCACACAAGGCGGCCGAGCCACGGGGUGCAGAAUACCAGCAACCCGCCGGGCCCACAGUUCGUGGUCGUCGGAGGGAUAUGGGUGCCAUCGUCGGCGGAAUACGCAGCGGCGGCUGCGGCAGCAGCAGCAGCAGCCGCGACGUCUCCCCGAGAAACGACUCCGAGCGGAUCGAUAUAUGCGCCGGUGGCGAAGACGGUGGCUGCUCAAAGGCAGCAGGCUAGGAGUACGGAGCAGUUGCAGUCGGAAGGAAGAGGCAGCAGCCGGAGUGAAGGCGGAGGAGCUCAUCACCCCUGUUCGCCGAGCACGUGUUCGUCCACUCACACGGCCACUAGCACGCCGGGGAUCUAAUGUUUCCCUUUUUUUUUUUUGGGUCUUGAACAGAAACAAAGGUGUAAAAUUUUUGUAAGAUCAUGUGAUGAUACGAUAGAUGAAAGAGGUAAGAAGAAAGGCGUGGCGCGUGCGUGUAUUAUUUUUGUGACAGAUUAGAUUAGAUAGACAUGAACAAGCGAUGGGUUGGUUUACAUUAGGAGAUAAUGACAGUGGCUGGAUCUUUGAAUUUUGAACGUUGAAUAGUGGUUGAGAAUAAAUUAAUUGGCAAAUCUUUCUUCUUACUUCACGAUGAUGACUUGCUUAAGAUAGAGAAAUGAUUGUCUUGGUUUCUUUUCUUCUCCGUCAAUACUUUGGCCAAGCAAUACCAAAUUUGUACAUGUGGAAGUUCUAUCUUUGAUAGGAGAUAGGAAAUGAUCACCUCUUACAUUAACCUUGUUGAAAUUAAUUAUCACAUUGUUAAUGAACCUUGGCAAAGAAA
Molecule: messenger RNA, 2915 nt
Organism: Linum trigynum
Lineage: Eukaryota; Viridiplantae; Streptophyta; Magnoliopsida; Malpighiales; Linaceae
Source: the annotation of a GenBank genome assembly